GAAUACAAAACAGUCAUUCCAGAAGAUCAUAUUGUUGUCCAUGCCAUCUCUCUUCUUCUCCUCCUCCUCCAGGGUCAACCAGCGUGCUCUUAUUGACAGAUGAGAACAUUUCUUGACGGCAGCUGAGUGAUUUCAGUGGGUGGAUUAUCAAUUUGCUGACUUGUUGGGAGAAAAGAGUUGCCAUGGAAACUAUUUCUCUCUUCCUCUCCUCGCUGCUGGUGUGCGUGGCUGCUGCAGCAGACGUGGAUGUUCAGGAUGAAAAAGAAAAAGAGGACAACCCCUUUGUCUACGACUAUGAGAGCCUGAGGAUUUGUGGACUGGCACUAGCCGUGGUGCUGUUCACCCUCGGAAUCCUGCUCAUCCUCAGUAGACGAUGCCGCUGCAGUAUCAGCCAGAAGCCCAGGGCCCCGGGAGAUGAGGAGGCCCAGGAGGAAAACCUUAUCGUCUCAAAGGCUGCAGCAGCUGCCAAAGAGACUCCAGCGGAAAACUGAGGCAGCACCUCCAUUAUCAGCUCAAACUGCCUUCUAAGAGGAUGACGUGAAUCACUUGCAUCGAUGAUAUGUUAUAGGGUAAUGAUACGGCGAGGUAUGACCACAUUAUGAUACAAAAUGUACAUAAAUCAUGCGCCUUUUAGCCCAGUCGUGCUUCGUUGUGACGUAGCAGUCCUCAGUGCUCUUGUCUCUACUCGUGCCUUCAUGUAGAUGUCCUUCACUUUUACUGUACCGUACUGUACCCGUGUCUCAGCUGUUAUGUAAUAAUGGCACCUUCGACACAAUUUGAAGGUAAAACAGGUGUCCGUGUGGUGUGGUACUGUUUGUUUUGUACUCCCUACUACUGCUUUGACACUCUAGGAAUGUCUCCACUUUUUAAUAAGGGUACCCUAUAUGAAUUAGUUAGGACUUACAAAACUGAUGAGCUCACCUCGCCUGAUUUGUAAAAACAAAACCCCCUCCAAGAAAACCAAACAACUGCUUCACUACAUACACUAAAUUGCCAAAAGUAUUUGGCCACACCUGCCUUGACUCACAUAUGAACUUGAAGUGCCAUCCCAUUCCUAACCCAUAGGGUUCAACAUGAUGUGGGUCCACCUUUUGCAGCUAUUACAGCUGCAACUCUUCUGGGAAGGCUGUCCACAAGGUUGCGGAGUGUGUUUAUAGGAAUUUUCCACCAUUCUUCCAAAAGCACAUUGGUGAGGCCACGCACUGAUGAUAGUCGAGAAGGCCUGGCUCUCACAGUCUCCAUUCUAAUUCAUCCCAAAGGUGUUCUAUCGGAUUCAGGUUAGGACUCUGUGCAGGCCAGUCAAGUUCAUCCACACCAGAGUCUGUCAUCCAUGUCUUUAUGGACCUUGCUGUGUGCACAGUCAUGUUGGAAGAGGAACUAUUCUCACAAGGUUGGGAGCAUGGAAUUGUCCAAAAUGUUUUGGUAUCCUGGAGCAUUCAAAGUUCCUUUCACUGGAACUGAAGGGCCAAGCCCAACUCAUGAAAAACAACCCCGCACCAUAAUUCCUCCUCCACCAAAUUUCACACUCGGCACAACGCAGUCCGAAACCUACCGUUCUCCUGGCAACCUUCAAAGAUGGAAAAGCGUGAUUAAUCACUCCAGAGAAGGCGUCUCCACUGCUCUAGAGUCCAGUGGCGACGUGCUUUACGCCACUGCAUCCGACGCUUUGCAUUGGACUUGGUGGUGUAUGGCUUGGAUGCAGCUGCUCGGC
This is a messenger RNA of Nerophis lumbriciformis (worm pipefish), 1711 nucleotides long. The record is from RefSeq and is a predicted model, not a curated record. NCBI's taxonomy places the organism in Eukaryota, Metazoa, Chordata, Actinopteri, Syngnathiformes, Syngnathidae.